AUGAGGGUUGACCACACUCAGGUUUCUUCUUCUUCGGAGCAAUCUGAUGAAGCCAAUUAUUCAACAACGCAGACAGAUGACGAUGAUGGUGGAUUGAAUUCUACCAAUUUCAUGGAAAGUAAACUUGAAGCUUUGCAUUUAAAUGAUCAUCAAAUGAUCCAUCAUGAGGAUCCCGAAGAGGAAUUAUUGCAUAAUAUUGAUCACUUUUUGGGUGUACCCAAUGAUGUUUGGAUUGAUCAUUUAUUCUGCUUUCUUACUACCAAUCAAUUGCUAAAGGUUAGGCUCAUCACUAAAAGUCUUUCCAAGCUUGUAUGGUUUUAUUUCAGAAAUUUCAAAACAACCUAUGCGAUUCGAGUAGGAACAUCAAAUGGUAAAUUUUCGAAUAUUGUGGAUCACUUCUUGGUUCAUCUCAAGAAAUUGAGACACAUUCGUUAUGAGGAUUACAAUUUAGUCACCACUCUAGCGUUAACAGAUUUCGGUUUCACAGAUCUGGGAAGAAUUACAACACCAAUUGAAACUCUUGACUUGUCAGAUGUUGAAGAUAUAUCUGGCUCUUUUUUGGGCUCAUGGGGAAAGAUGAACAGCGUGCUGACACAAUCUCUUCGAACAUUACGGUUAUAUAACACCGAAUUCCCUUUCUUUACACAUUUUAAACACUUUAAGAACUUGCAAGAGCUACAAUUGUUGAGAGACAUUGAAAGAAUUGAUUAUUACGAGGAAGAAAUUCAACAUUUGCCUAUAGAGCUUCCCGAGUCGCUUACGCAUCUUACCAUUCACCACCCAUUAGUUUCAGAGCAUAUCAAUAGUAUUAUUGAGCAAUGCCCAAAUUUAACAAGCGUUGCAGUUAGCAAUGAAUAUCUACGAGACAAGGAUAUCAGCGCUCUUUUGAAAGGGCUACCAAAGCUGGAGAAGUUUAAAAUCAUAGAUAUAACAGAUGAAGAAAAUGAUGAGACUCAUCUUAGAGGAAAGUUUUAUUCGACCUUCAAGUCACACUCCUUUAAAAAUCUCAAGUACUUAUCGUUAGUUUGGAUUUUUAAUGCAGACACUAAGAUUGUAGCAAGCCAAAAGAACCUUGGAUUACUUCCAUCUUUGGAAACACUUAAAUUAAUUAUGCAAGGAAAUGAGAAUUGCAUCAUCGACACACUUGUCACAACAUUAGCUAGCUUAACCACAUUAACAAGCCUCUCAUUGUUGUUUAAGCCAUACAUGAAAUUGGAAAUGACAAGCAAGAGUUUGCUCAGAUCUUUGGCCUCCAGCUUGACAAAACUCGCCCGAAUUGAAUUUAUAGAAGGUCUUAACUCUGCUAUUUCCCAAGAUUUUUUGUCAUCACUCAUCGGAAGUUCUUUGGAAGCUCUGGCUCUCGCUGCUACUGAUAUGGUGAACAUUGAUUUUUCUUUUUUGAAGAAGUGUCUUAAAUUGAUAAAGCUUCGAGUCGAUAUUGUGGGUUCAGAAAGGUCUCUCAAGAAUAUUUUCAGAGAGUUCCAGACUCAAGCAAAGCUUAUCGAACAAAAAGGAGGAAAGCUCGAAUUACCAUUGCGGAAAGUAUCAGGAGCAACUAUGGUUGGAGGCCUUAUUCCAUAUAUACCUCGAACAAAUAUUACCAAAUUGAGCUUAUUCCAAGUUAAAAUCAAAGAUUUAAUGAUUCUGUGCGAAUUUAAAAAGCUCACCAGCCUUCGUAUCAACAUUUCUGAAAAGAUUGACAGCUUUAAGAACAUUCGUUUUCCAGAAAGUUUAAAGAAGCUAUACUUUGAUCUAUGCCCACAUAUAACAGGAUUAGAACCUGGCUUUGUUGAAAAUCUCCUCUCUCUGACCAGAUUGAGAGAUCUCCACUUUAUUGAAUGCAAAUUGGUUUGUGAUGAAUUCGUAGAGCAAAUGCUUCCUUUGAAUGAUUAUGAACUACGAUCUAUCUUCUUUGAAGAGGUUGAUCAGAUAACAAACAAUGCUCUGCAUCACUUAACUCGGUUCACAAAUUGUGAAGUAAUAGUUUUGAAACACUGUCCAAAUAUCAUUACCAAUUCUGACUAUUCUAUUAUCAAGCAAGAAAAUCCUCAAAUAACGGUCAUCUUUAGCGAAACUGAAAACGAGGAAACCGAUGUGUUGCAAGAAUUUAACGAUUUAUGUGAAGAGGACUGGCUACAUGGAAAUCUCGUAGAUGUUUACAAUAGAUUAGAGAAGAGGGUGAAAGAUUUAACAAGCUCUAGACAAUUAUUUUUAGCUCACUGCUAUAUUAGAGCUUACCUCGUUAAAGAUCAUCUAUCUGCACCAAAUCUAUUCUUUUUGUGCUACAACUAUUUAGAUACUCUACAGCAUGGAAUUAAUAUUGGAGACAUUGAUGGCAUCACUCUUCGAGUGCUUAAUUGCCUUGAUGAGUUAUUGGAAAAUGAACAUAAUUUCUCCAAUGAUGAAAAGGAAAAGACACUAGCCUGCAUCAGCAAAUGUUUAGAAUUUCUCGUUACUGGACAAGAGUUUGCGAAAGCGUGCGAGAUUUUAUUGAGGUUCAAGAAAUAUAAAUUAGUGAUGGAUGGUAUAUUCAAACUUGAUGAAGUGGCUCACACUGGUGGAUUGGAUGAGCUAAUUUCGACAAUCAUAGAUAUUUGUUUGGAUGGCACUUUUGAUUUGUUCGAUAAUUAUCCUACUUUUUACAUAAUUCAGACUUUGGAUAGCUUUGUUCAAUAUUUUUCACAUAUUGGAAAAACAUUGGAUCUCAUACAUCAUGUUAUGAAAGUGCCAAUGUUUAGAAGCCAUUCUGCGUUUUUAACAUCGUUGGAUGCUAUGGCAAAAAGGGUGAAUCCAACCGACAACUUUGCUGCCUCUCUUCAACCUGAAAACAUGCAAAUUGGAAAUAUUGAUUCUAUUGAAAAUGUUAAACAGUUCAUUCCUCCACAAUUCAAAGAUCAUUUUACCUAUGUGGCCACUGUGAAGGUUCCCAAGGAUCCUUCUCACGUUCUAAUCAAACACUACAGAUCUGAAGCAUUUGAGGCAUUUGGAUAUUUAUGGACACUUGAGUUUGGACCAAACGAUUCUCCCGAAGAAAAUGAGGUUGCACAGUGCUCGCUUUACCUCACCCUUCUAUCUACAAAACCAACAUCAGAGACAUCGCUUCUCUUUGACCACAUCAAACUACACUACAUGCUGUGCAAUCAUGACUUCACUCCUGGGUCGUAUUUAGUUUAUACCAAAAACUACAAAAUGGCUUCAUCUUCGUAUGGUGAUUUCUUUGACAAGAGAGAUGUCAAGUAUUACAGCAAAACUGAAGAAUAUGAAAUUUACAAGUUUGUUGUUUGCAUGAAAAUUAUAGAUAUCAAGCUUGCAAUUCCAAAUGAGUUGAAUCCAAAGCUUCCACCAUGGAUAUUGAACAAUCAAAAGGCACAACAUCCUUUAUCGAUCCACACAGUGACAGUAUUGUCUUCAGGAGCUAUUGAAAAUGGAGACGACUGCUACUCGGAUCCAUUUGAAGCGUUUGGUUUUAAAUGGGGUAUUUGCUUUUAUCCUAAAGGAGAAACAAAGUCUACGAAGGCUGAUACCUCUGACGAAUGCUCAAUAUUUCUCGCCUUACUAAGCUUUGACAUCAAUUCCGAAAACGAGGGAAUUUUGAGAGAUGAAUUGGAAUAUGUCAAAGUUAGGUUUUUGUUCGCCAACGAGAGUUAUGAUUCAGAUUCAAUUUAUAUUGGAGGCUCAACUUACAAUUCUCUCUCAUGUGCAGGUAACUCUGUUUAUGGCAAAGAGCUAUAUGCUCCAAUCACCUAUGAAGAGAACGGUAAAAUUUAUAGCAAAUAUGUAAUCAAUGUUGCUAUUCAAUUGGUUCACUGGAAACGUAGAUUGACAGAACGACAAACAAGUGACGAGAUAGAAGAUCCCUACCACGACAGUGAGGAUGAAUAUUAA
This is a messenger RNA of Naegleria lovaniensis, 3885 nucleotides long. RefSeq lists its product as uncharacterized. The record is from RefSeq and is a predicted model, not a curated record. The transcript is spliced from 3 exons. NCBI's taxonomy places the organism in Eukaryota, Heterolobosea, Eutetramitea, Acrasida, Naegleriidae. The coding region runs from base 1 to 3885 and encodes 1294 amino acids. Gene Ontology annotation, molecular function: protein binding.